Messenger RNA from Ictalurus furcatus (blue catfish), 637 nucleotides. Its product is annotated as myeloid cell surface antigen CD33-like. The transcript has 4 exons. The coding region runs from base 89 to 637 and encodes 182 amino acids. Lineage: Eukaryota; Metazoa; Chordata; Actinopteri; Siluriformes; Ictaluridae. The record is from RefSeq and is a predicted model, not a curated record.
ACUCAUCUCCAUAUAUAUAUAUAUAUAUACAUAUAAACUCAGUAUAUAAACACACCCAACACUGUGUGAGGUUCUUCCUGAAGAAGAGAUGAAGAUGCUGCACUGGUCUGUGAUUCUGCUCACGCUGUCCGGUGUUCUCACUCAGGACAGUAAAUAUGGUGUGAACUAUCCGGAUAAUCCGAUCUGUGCUGUGAGAGGAUUCAGUGUCUCCAUUCCCUGUAGUUAUUAUUAUCCAACAUCAAAUCCCAAUAUUCAGGUGACACAAAUGCUUUGGUGCUCAAUGAACUCAAACACAGAUAAGUGUAUAAACCCCCCGUAUGUUUAUAACAGCGCAUCAAUCACCACAUCAGACUUUGAGUACGCUGGAGACAACAAAUCAAACUGCACUUUGUUAAUCCACAAUGUACAGUUCAGUUAUUCUGGAGAGUACAAAUUCAGAUUUAUAACUGAUAAUCCCAGUGACAGACACACAGGUGAUCCUGGAGUGAUUCUACAAGUUGCAGAUUUAAAGGUGUCACUAAUCAGGCUCAGUGGAAACGGAACCCUUAAACAAGGAGACUCGUUAAAUCUGACGUGUGAUGUGAACUGCAUACAAAGUUCCUCACAGUUUGACCCGUUCUUCACUUUCCUGCUGUAA